Molecule: messenger RNA, 635 nt
Organism: Trichoderma harzianum CBS 226.95
Lineage: Eukaryota; Fungi; Ascomycota; Sordariomycetes; Hypocreales; Hypocreaceae
Exons: 3
Source: RefSeq, a predicted model, not a curated record
ACUCGAUGAGGCUAGCGCGGCACUAGGCUUGUUUGGCGCGCAGACGUGCCUCUUUGAUUUGCGAGGCAACUUCGAAAUUUCAACUCCUGGCCGGGCUGCGUCUCUCCAUCAUCCUCACGCUCACCGUCGCGCCCCUUUGCAUGACCGCCCGCGCGAGCAGUACAAAGCCGACGCCUGCCCUCUAGCCCUCGUUGCUUGUGCUUCUCUCCCCUCUGUCCCUCCCCUCUCCUCCCUGCCGACCCUCCCUGACGCGCCUUCUCAUGCCUGUUGCAACGACCCCCUCUGCCUCGCCUCGUCCAUCCACGCUCGUGAAGAUGGAGGACAGGAAGAGACCCGCCAUCAGCGGCGCCGAAGACCUGGCUCCUCCCAGCAAGAGGGUUGCCAUCAAUGGGUCCAAGGCCAAGGACGAAAACACGGACAUGAAGGAAGAUACCUGGAUCGAAGUAAUGAUGUUGCUCAUUGCUUAGCGAGAGCAGUCAGCGGCUUCUUUGCUUUCCACAAAAAUAUCUUCAAUAAUCCGCUCUGCAUAUCCUUCACCCUACCGCGCGCUGCGUCCACCGCAUAUACAAAGGGAGCGAUAUAUCGGCAAAUGCAGGAGUACAGUCGUAAGGCGUCGACAGCCGAAUCGCGUCUAG